UUCGUACGUUCACACCACACUUCGGUCAGUUCAGGUGCAGUAUCACCUCAAUGUUGGGCUAUAGUUUCGUAAUAGCGCUCUACGCGCUCUUAGGGCUGUUCACAAUGUUUGUUGGUAUGAUACGUUCGCGUAUGCUCUAUUGGCAGCGUCGCGGUGUAGCACACGACCAGCCGGCUUUUAUAUUGGGCAAUCUGCGAAGUCUUGCCAUCACGCGCCAACUCGGUGUGGCAUUACGUGAAACUUACGAUAAGUAUAAGUAUAGUGACGGUCCAUUUUGUGGCUUCUAUUUGCUGGUCAAUCCCGUAGCAGUAGUGACGGAUUUAAAUUUGGCGCGCAAUAUACUCAUCCGAGACUUUCAAAAGUUUGACGGUCGUGGUUUGUACCACAAUAAACGCGAUGAUAUAUUUUCGGAGAACCUGUGGAACUUAGAAGGAGACGCAUGGCGCGCGUUGCGCAGAAAACUGUCGCCGAUCUUCACCACAGGUAAAACACAAUCCAUCAUACCGCUCAUCACCAAAGUAGCGGAGCAGUUAAAGCAAGCAUUAGCGAAACAACAAAGCAGUGAUACCGAACUGGAAGUGCGAGACCUGCUUGAGCGGUACACCACAGAUGUUAUUGCAAAUAGCGUACUCGGUUUGGAGUGUAAUAGCCUUGAAAGCCCGGAUACCGAGUUUCGCACGGUAAUAAAAAGUUUCGCCUCAAAGCAACGCAACAGCUUGGCAAUUGUCCUCAUGCAGUGCUUGCCAAAGCUGGCGCAGCGCUGUCACUUAACCCAGACACUGAGAGAAGUACGAGAUUUCUAUUACCGCUUAGUCGGCGAUACUAUAUUACAACACGAGGAGCAUAAUAUUAAACUUAAUGAUCUAAUGAGCGCUCUGCUCGACUUGAAGAACACUCAAGAAGCUGAACACAAGUUAACUACCGACGAGAUCAUUGCAAACUCCGCUUUGUUCUUCAGUGCUGGCUAUGAAACUUCAUCAGCAACUUUGACUUUUGCGCUUUAUGAAUUGGCCCUUAAUCAGAAGACACAAACCAAAUUGCGAAAAGAAAUUGCGGAGACGCUGGAAAAGCAUGGCGGCAAACUUACCCCAGAAUCACUGAGUGAGAUGAGCUAUCUAGAUAUGGUCAUUACAGAAACUUUACGCAAACAUCCGAUAAAUCCCUAUAUCGAACGUGUUGCGAAUCAGGACUACGAAACCGCAGUGGCAGGUUAUGUUAUAUAUGGGGGCACUAAGGUGCUCAUACCAGUUGAAGCCAUACACAACGAUCCGGAGUUCUACCCUGAGCCCGAGAAAUUCAUACCAGAACGUUUCGAAACUGACAGAAUGAGUCGUCGCCAUCCAAUGGCUUGGUUACCCUUUGGCGAAGGGCCUCGCAACUGCAUUGGCAUGCGUUUCGGUCAAUUACUAAUCCGAAUCGGUCUCAUAUCGUUACUGAGUCAGUUGAAAUUCUCAACUUGCCCACGCACUCCUACUCCGUUGGUAUACGAUGACACAAGUCUACUAUUAAAACCGCAAAGUGAAUUGUACUUACAUGCAGCGAGACUCUGUUAGUAAGAUGACCGCGUGUUCCGACGAAAGCUCAGCUUUUACCGAAGACUUGUGAAGAGAGACCUUUUGGAGAAUAUACUCGAUUCAAUAAGCAUAUUCUUUUUUUUUUUUUUUAGGCAGAAAAAUAAAUGCUCCGGUAACAAAAAUAUGUACACAGGAGGUAGCCUUAUCAAGUAUCUCUUAUGAUAUUAAAUGCUGAGAAUUCGCAUAAGAAAUAGUAUGUUUAUGAUAAUUGUUUAUUUAAAAAUGAAAUUCAAAUUAAAUACUUUUA
Bactrocera latifrons is the source of this 1821-nucleotide messenger RNA. Its product is annotated as probable cytochrome P450 6a20. Lineage: Eukaryota; Metazoa; Arthropoda; Insecta; Diptera; Tephritidae. The transcript is spliced from 2 exons. Gene Ontology annotation, molecular function: monooxygenase activity; iron ion binding; oxidoreductase activity, acting on paired donors, with incorporation or reduction of molecular oxygen. The record is from RefSeq and is a predicted model, not a curated record. The coding region runs from base 51 to 1553 and encodes 500 amino acids.